AUGGGACUCAAGAGAAAGCCCCCAACCCCACUACUCGAACUCCUCGAAGGUCAACCUGGGAAGGAUAUGCAGGGAACGCCACAACCCAAGGCUCCUUCCCCACCAUCUCAGCCUCAGAUUGUCCAGACUAGAUCAUCUUCCACCAAGUCACAGCCACAAUCCCCUCGCCCCAAACUUCCUGCUUCCUCCCAACCAUCUCUACCUCCUCGGCCGGAAGGCACUGACUCAAAGAGAAAGAGGAGCUCCAAGGGCAAGGAAACCAUGGACGGGGGAAAAUCCCAACCUUCUAAGGAGAAGGAGGAGGCUCCGCGUAUAAAAAAACUGAAGAUUGGGCACCAAAGCAAGGGCAAAGAAACUGAAGUCCAAACCUCUCAAGGCAAGGGAAAGGGGAUCGAGGCCCAGUCCUUGCCAAGCGCCUGGCUUCCUGCCCCAAUGCUUCACGGGGGUCCACUGUUGGAAACUGCUCUCCAGGCCACUUAUAGGAUAGAGGAAGAGGUGAAUAAUAAGAGUAAGGUGGCCGAGAAUGAACGCAUCAAGCGCAUAACGGCCGCGAAGACUCUCCAAGCCUCUGAGGAUGAACUCGCCAAGGCCAAGGCUGACCUAACAGCUGCUAUCCCUGAAAGGGAUAGCGCCUCGGCGGGCCUAGCUAGCGCCCAAAAACAGGCCGAGGACCAAACCAAACGUCUACUUGAAGCCGAAGAUCAGUUGCAAAUAGCUAAAGAUAUGAUCGAGGGUUUAAGUAAAAAGCUGGCCGCGGUCGAGUAUGACAAACGUGUGGCGGAGUAUGCCCGUGACGAAGCCAAAAGGGUCAAGCGGGAGGCCGAAUUUGCCAGAAAGGAGGCUGAGGUUUGGGAAGAGGCAUUGAGGCGAGCUGGGGUGAAUGCUUCAUCCGACUUGUGGAAAGCGGAGAACAUAUUCUACCCUACAGCCAUCCGUGAGGCCACCUCCUCCAGCUCCGUGGCUAUGAGCGACCAACCCGAGGAAGAGGUCACCCAGUCGGAAAACUUACAGGUCGGCGGCACUCCUGGCAAGACGCUCAAAGAGGGAGAACCUCAGGAUGUGAUAGGAGCAUCUCAACAUACGGAUCCUGAGGCACCCAAGGAGGUUACUAAGCCCGUGGUUGGCACUCAGAUGCCUAAUGCUGAGGAGCCAGCCACACUUGCCCAGCCCCCACAGGCCAUUCCCCUUGCUGUGGCCCCCAAGAGUACCGAUACUGACCCUGUUCAGCCUUCCCCAGAAGGGACUAUCCUCCAGGGCGUCGAAGCUGAUUCCACUCUGCCUUCCCAAGACGUAGCCGACGCAAGACCAAAGAAGUAG
Messenger RNA from Quercus lobata, 1317 nucleotides. RefSeq lists its product as uncharacterized. The record is from RefSeq and is a predicted model, not a curated record. The transcript is spliced from 3 exons. NCBI's taxonomy places the organism in Eukaryota, Viridiplantae, Streptophyta, Magnoliopsida, Fagales, Fagaceae. The coding region runs from base 1 to 1317 and encodes 438 amino acids.